Molecule: messenger RNA, 2493 nt
Organism: Penicillium paradoxum
Lineage: Eukaryota; Fungi; Ascomycota; Eurotiomycetes; Eurotiales; Aspergillaceae
Exons: 1
Coding region: 1-2493 (830 amino acids)
Cellular component (GO): actin cortical patch
Molecular function (GO): phosphatidate phosphatase activity
Source: RefSeq, a predicted model, not a curated record
AUGUCGCAGCCCGGAAGUUCAGCAACAUGGGGACCUGGAGGCGGCGAUGGUGCUGCUGCCCCAAAUAGUCGUCGAAAGAAGGUCUACGAUUACUUCAAAGCAGCGAAUGAGUUGCGUCAAGCUUAUACAUCGCAAUGGUCAGGACAAAGGAAUGAACACGACGAGGAUUACUACAAUACCCCCGGUGCUUUCCCAGAUGUCGAGAUUGCACGGUCAGGCGAUGAGGAGAUGGUCGUAUUUCCUAGUUAUGCCCGAAGACUGCCGGAGAAGAGCGCCGGCAAUGGCUCGCGCGCGCGGCGUGAUUCGUUAUCUGAAACUAUCAAUGAAUACCGGGGCGGAGCCGAUGAGGCUGACCAUUCCUCCACUCCUUCUUGGGAUGCGACAGAGAGUGAAGAUGCAGUAGUUGCUGUUGACGUGCGUGGCUGGAUCUACUCUCCUGGGCGCGGACCGAUUAGCCGAAAGCACCGCUUGAUGAUUGCCCUGGCCAGAAAGCUGAGUGGGAUUCCCGCGCCUACUGGAACGGCAAAUGAUGAUGGUGACGACAAAGGUUCUGGAAGAACAGACGACGAAUACAUUGAUAGAGAGAUAAAGACAUUAGUCGCCAAGGCCGAGAAGGAAGCAGACCCAGCUUGGAAGGGCUCAAAUAUGGAGCGAGACACCAAAUCCGCACCAUUGACUAAAGAUGAAUUGUCUAUUGCAAAUGCCCACCUGAUGGAAAGACUUCGUCCUUUCUUGACAAAUCCUGUGGGGAGUAUCCCAGUGACUGUGUUCUUCUUCAAUGAUACUGAUAGUAAAUCUCGGAACAUCGCGACGGAUGAAUCAGGGCAUUUUUCACUUCGCGCUACAUUGCCCUUUGUGCCUACUCAUAUUCGUGUGUUGGCCUCUGAGGAUCUGUCUGCUGCAAGACCGAUUGAAGUCAUUGAUCCCGUCGGAAUCAGUUUGAUCAGUGACAUCGACGACACAGUAAAACACUCGGCUAUCGCGAGUGGAGCGAAAGAGAUGUUCCGCAACACAUUCAUUCGCGAAUUGGAUGAACUUACCAUCGAAGGUGUUAGUGAUUGGUACUCCAAACUAGCCAAGCAAGGCGUACAAAUUCACUAUGUGUCGAAUGCUCCCUGGCAGUUGUAUCCCCUUCUUGAGCGAUACUUCAAGUUAGUGGGGUUGCCUCCUGGCUCUUUCCACCUCAAACAGUACUCAGGCAUGCUUCAAGGAAUCUUUGAGCCCACCGCAGAGAGAAAACGAGGAUCAUUAGAACAAAUUCUGCAGGAUUUCCCUGGGCGAAAAUUCAUUCUCGUCGGUGACAGUGGUGAAGCUGAUCUGGAGGUUUACACCGAGAUUGUUUUGGCCAACCCUGGCCGUAUCCUGGGUGUGUUCAUUCGUGAUGUGACGACCCCACCAGCCCAGAAAUUCUUUGAUAAAUCUGUCGGCCAUCUGGACCAGAUCAAACGCAGUCGCAGUUCACCAGAUGUCGUGGACCAUUCAGAUGCCGUGAGCAACAGACCGACGCUGCCACCCCGAGGUGGCACCACCAUUGAAACGGCAGUGCCCGUAGCAAAACAUGACACGGAUCCAAAAAAUCUUGAUCUUGAAGACUUGAUUGACCUCACAGAUCUUAUCAUUGACGACCAGCCACCCCCAGCUGGACUCACCCAUCCUACCACUCCACGGCCACGUCCUGCCAAACCAAAUAAACCCUCUGCACUGCGCAUGGUUUCGACGCCAGCUGAUCUGGCAAAGUCUUCUCAGCCAUCCUCAUUGCGCCAGUCGACCACCCCUUCGGAUGCUCCAGAGACUGAUACCCAGUCCGCGCCUGCACAAGAGGCUCCCAAGCGCAAACCGGUUCCACCCUUGCCACCCAGACGUGGUUCUACGCCCAAGACAGAGUCAUUGCUCGAUGUAGAUCCUUUACCGUCGAUCCCUCUGAGCAGCACUGUACCAUCAACGAACGGUGUUCCAUCUUCGUGGCUGAAGGGACUUGAUGAUAGGUCUGCAGGUUCUCACAACCCGGCACAGAGUUCUCGUACCAAACCACUGCCUCCUCCACCGCCUCCGCGUCGCUCAAAUACCGGGUCAUCGACAGCCAACUCAGAUCCCAGCGUACCAGCGCCGCCUCCUCGCGCUCCAGCUCCAGCCCCUGCGAGUGGCAUCCAGUCAUAUCCAGCAGCAGCCGCUCAAGUUGCAUAUCAAGGGUUCCAAUAUGCAAGCGACCGGCUCAACUUCUCAGGAUCAUCUGGACUACGACCCAGCAGAUCCAGUCAAUCACUUGGGAAAGCGGCGUCGAAUGCCGAGUCGGGAGUACCUCCUGCGCCCCUGCCAAAUAAACGUGAGGAGCUCUGGCGACGUCGUUGGGAUCGCGCAAGUGAGGUUCUCGAACAGCAUGGAGUUGUGCUGGGCAGUUGGCGAGUUGGAAGCGACGCGCAGCCUGUUUGUUCGUGGUUGAUGGAAGAGGCAAUGAAAGAUAUCAAGGCCGGUCGUUGCAAAGGGGAUCGCUAA